Molecule: messenger RNA, 1530 nt
Organism: Neolamprologus brichardi
Lineage: Eukaryota; Metazoa; Chordata; Actinopteri; Cichliformes; Cichlidae
Source: RefSeq, a predicted model, not a curated record
AUGGGGGUGACUAACCAACCGGAUAUAGUGGUGGUGGCCUCUGAAGAGCUUGGCAGAAGAUUUGGUGAUCGGUGCAAGCAGUUUCAUGGUUUUAACAUUCUGCAGUCUAAUUUCUCUGAAGCCUACAUCAGGAACGCAUGUGCUACAUUAGAACAUAUCAAAAGAACAAAUAAGCCACUGAAGAUGCAGCUUGCUGCCUUCCUGUGUCUGCUGAACGCCUACGCACCAGGUUCAUAUAUCCUGGAGUCUCAGUGCCUGGACUUCCUCAGACACGAAGAUGAAGAUGACUUUUCACUGGAGGAUCAAAUGCAGCCUUUCAGUCAUCUGAUCGUCACCUUCCAACAAGAUGGAAGAGCUGAAAAAAAGGUUUGCAUGGCUCACAAUAUGAUAGCUCAGUGUUGUACUGAACUGUUGGGUGAUGUAGGUGUGACCAGAAGUGACACAACAAGAAAUCUCUUGAACAGUUUUUGCAGAUGUAAUAUUCCUCCAUAUUUACUUGGGUUUAUCAAAGACAUGCUAAAUAAAAGAGAAAUUAAAAUAAUAGAGGACCCAACUGGUGUCAUUAAUGAGAAGAAAGAAAAGUUUUCCGGACUGAUUCAAGAUAUUACAAAGACAGAAGAUGAUGACAAAAAGGAAUGCAAAAGUCAGAGUCUGUCAGUUUUGAAGGUGGCUUCAAAAAAAUUUGAUGACAACCCACUUUUUCCACAGACUCUUGCUCGUUUUUAUUAUAUUCAACUAGAAGACUACCACAAUGCAGAAAUCUGGGCAAAAGAAGCAAAGCGGAGGGCUCCUUGGAGUUCAUAUGUUGCAGAUACACUAGGCCAAGUCCAUAAGAUCCACCUGAAGAACUUAAAAGUUUCUGCCAAGCCAAGAGAAAUUUUACAACUUGCCCAAAAAGCCAUUGAAGCUUUUGAAGAUGAGGGACGACUUGCUGAGAAUGAACAUGCAAAGGGUAAACAAGGAGAUGGGAAUGUAAAAGUCUUGCGUGCUUUAAACACCGGAGGGUUGUUUGGUUAUCUGGAAGUUUGCAGCCUGUUGUAUGACCAUCUUAUCAGACAUGAUGAACUUUGGAAGCAAGUUCUCACAAAGACUGUGUCUCUGGGCUCUGUCCUGAAAUCCAUCAGAGAUGAGAAACUUUUCAGGUUUAAGGAGCUAAUAAACAGCAUCAGAGAUUUGGUUGAGAAAAGAUCUGAAUUUUUUGACACGUUUUUAACGCAUUCAUAUUCUGCUGUAAAAAAAGAAGAUCCAGCCUACAUUUCACUAAAAACGACAGAAUGCUACAAAAAGUAUGUUGGAGACGCAGAACCAAAUGAUCAACUCCAGAAAACCUUCCACAAACUUAAACAAAAACUGGCUGUCACUUCUCCGGGAGUACUUUCAUGUCUCGAAAGAUGCACUAGAUCAGACACCAAGGACAUUGCUGUAUGGUGGAGAGAAAUCUGCCAACACAACCAUUCUACUACACAUGCCUUACUCAACUACGUUCUGGCCAAUAUCAUGCUGAUAAAUAUGAAAGAACCUCCCUCCAGC